AUGACCAAAAAAUGGAAAUUGGUAGAAAUUUCAUUAUUGAAAACAAAUGUUUGUAUGCAUUUUGAUUAAAAUUUGAUUGGAGUUGGGUAUUAUGAAGAAGAUGGAUAAAAAUGGAUAAUGGAUUGA
Molecule: messenger RNA, 126 nt
Organism: Paramecium tetraurelia
Lineage: Eukaryota; Ciliophora; Oligohymenophorea; Peniculida; Parameciidae
Exons: 1
Source: RefSeq, a predicted model, not a curated record